ACCAGUCAGUAGCCUCAAAAUAACAUGAUACUGCUUAGAAAGUACUCCCGAAGCUCUUUUGUGUGCAACAGAGUGACAAAGGCAGAGGGAAACUAAGGAGACAAUGAACAUAUUCUGGGUCAUUUAUUGAAGACAGAGCGAUCUUGUGUUCCUGUGACCUCACUGUGUUCUCCCACAGCAACAGCCAACCAGUCUCAGUAGUGAAGGUAGAGACUGAAGCAAACCACAGAGCUUCUCACCGGACGUCUACUGCAGCAGUGGGACGUUUGGACCCUGCUUCGAUAACAGAUUAUUAAAGGAGCCAUCAGCUGGAAAAAUGGGGUGUUUCGGAUUCCUCAAAGCCAUGAUGAUUGCUUUUAAUGGCAUCAUCUUCUUGGCCGGGAUCGGCAUCCUGGGCGUGGGGAUCUGGGUGAAGGUAGACAGCGGCUCCAUCUUCAACUUCCUCGGAAAAAUCGACAACGUCCCACCGGAAAUUAAUCAGGUGCUCAACGUGGGAUACCUGCUGAUCGCCAUCGGUGCCCUCCUGGUCGUCAUCGGCUUCCUGGGCUGCUGUGGGGCCAUCAGGGAGAGCAAGUGCAUGCUGGUGCUGUUUUUCAUGAUAGUCUUGCUGGUUUUCAUCGCUGAGGUGGCAGGGGCGGUGGUCAUUCUGGUUUUCAGACCUGUGGCAGAUUCACUGUUUGAAAAGGUUGGCACAGCAGCAGUUAAGAGCAUCCAGAAAGACUAUGGCAGCAAUACUGACAUUACUGGACUGUGGAAUACCACCAUGGACGGGUUAAAAUGUUGUGGAUUCUACAACUACACAGACUUUACGGGUUCCCCGUAUUACACGGCGCACAACAAUACCUAUCCACCACGCUGCUGCCUGGUCGACAGCCCAUGUAACGCAACUAUGGCAGACUCAAAAAUCGCAGAUGGCUGCUUCCCAAAGAUCAAGAAGUUGAUUGAUAGCAACACAGUGGUGAUUGUGGGCGUUGCUCUAGGGAUUGCUGCUCUGGAGAUUUGUGCCAUGAUCGUCUCCAUGACGCUCUACUGCAGAAUAAAAUCCACCAGGGCCUAACGAAGAGCAGGACGUCCUUCUACUUCCUGCCUCAUCGGGGAAAACACCGACUGCGACGUCAGGUCUUGUGCAAUCGAGGACAACUGAAUGAUAUUUUUUACUACAUCUCGAUUUAUGAAGUAGAUUUAAUUUAUGGAUCUAAAAUAUUAAUUUUCUGAGAAAUCAUCAAGAAAUCCCUCUUUCCAUUGUGUAUAUAUGAAAGAGAGCUAAAGCACUUAACACGUAUCCAGUUGUUGGGGAAUUACAUGAUGCAGUUCCUGUAAUAAUGAAGCAAAAGCUGGUUGUUGUGUUUUGGAGGUGAAUGAUGUACGAGAGCUUCUUGUAUGAUAAAUGUAGUUGAGCAAUAGUUGUUUGUCGUAAAUUGAUUUGUAUUUGCAAUAAAAUCAUAUAUUUCCGUGUAAAGGG
Molecule: messenger RNA, 1462 nt
Organism: Xiphophorus hellerii (green swordtail)
Lineage: Eukaryota; Metazoa; Chordata; Actinopteri; Cyprinodontiformes; Poeciliidae
Gene: tspan34b
Product: tetraspanin 34b
Exons: 9
Coding region: 317-1057 (246 amino acids)
Cellular component (GO): plasma membrane
Source: RefSeq, a predicted model, not a curated record